AUGUUUUUGAAUAUUCUCAAGCUUACUCCCUUGGGAGGGGGUCCAGCUCCACUAUUAAAGAAUCAAAUUGUGAGGCAGUGCUAUAGCUUAAUGUUUCUGAAUAUAUUUAUUGCUAUCUGGAGCAUCUCUUCAAUAUUAUAUAGCAAAUUCACGAAUGCGAAUUUUGGAUCCGAAAUCUCAACCUACUUUUUCAUUGUGUUUCUGAUUGGAAGUGUUAAUUCAAUUUUCUUCUCAAAGCUUGGAUCUCUAAGAUAUUGUAGUGAUUUAGAGUGGUCUAACAGGCUUAUUUUAAUACUUAUUAUUAAUCUUGUCCAAUAUGGAGCCAUUCUAUGGGGAUGCUGGAUUUCAUACAAAGUAUUUAUGUCAAGAUACCUUGCUGGUACCAAAAUGUACUAUUACUUUAUAUUUUCAAGAUGGAUGUAUAAUACUUUGUUUGGCAUGACUGCUUUUUUUUCAUUCUCCGAUCUUAUUAGAAAGAUUAGGGAUAAUGGAAAGGAGAAUCUUAAUCAGAAUACUCAGAAAAGUGUUUCCACUAUUGAAUCUAGUUCCAAAGAGUAUAUUAAACUUGGUACUAUAAAGCCUAAUAUAUAUGGAGAAAUCAGACCAAUUUCCUCGCAAUUCCCCACUAUAUACUGUAUUCAAAAUUGGAUUACUUUAGAACAGGAAAAGAUACUACUGGAAAACAUUUCAAGAUCUUCGUUCUUAAAUGUCAAAUUAAACGGGAGGCAAACUCAAGUAUGGGGAGGGACGGUCUCCGAAUCUGGAAUUGUUAAUCAAAAAGAUCUACCAGAAUGGUUAAAAUCCAUCUCCCAAUCUUUUGUAGAUUUUAAUAUAUUCUCUAAAGAAACCACUCCAAACCACGUGCUAAUAAACCAAUAUGAGCAAUAUAAGGGAAUCCUUCCACAUAAAGAUGGCCCCCUUUAUUUCCCAAAGGUUGCAAUCAUUUCAUUAGAAUCCGAUACCCUGUUCGAUUUUUGGAAUCCCUCCCUUGAUAUCCAGGAAAACAAACUCCCCAUAUUCUCCCUAAUUGUUCCUAGACUUAGUCUACUAGUUUUCCAAGAUACAUGUUACACUCAACUUCUACAUGGAAUUUCAUCUAGACACCAAGAUCAUCUAAAAAAUUAUAAUAUUAUGAAUCUAAAUGACUUCCCUCAACUAGGCCCCGAUUCAAUUAUAAAAAGGGGAUUUAGGACAAGUUUAACCUUUAGGUUUGUGAAAACCUGCAGCUAA
Molecule: messenger RNA, 1230 nt
Organism: Cryptosporidium ubiquitum
Lineage: Eukaryota; Apicomplexa; Conoidasida; Eucoccidiorida; Cryptosporidiidae
Exons: 4
Coding region: 1-1230 (409 amino acids)
Source: RefSeq, a predicted model, not a curated record